AGCCCGAGCCCCGGUGCAGCCCGAGCCCCAGUGCAGCCAGUGGUGUGUGAGCCGGUGACGGGGCCGGGAUGAGUGUGGCCGUGAACGGGGAGAUUCCUGUCCCCACAGAACAAGAUGAACUGCAGCGAUGCGCAGACCAGGUCACAGACGAGUCUCUCGAGAGCACAAGGCGUAUGCUACAGCUUAUGGAUGAGAGCAAAGAUGCCGGGAUCCGAACUCUGGUCAUGUUGGAUGAACAAGGAGAGCAACUGGAGAGGAUCGAGGAGGGAAUGGACCAGAUCAACAAGGACAUGAAGGAAGCUGAGAAAAAUCUGUCGGACAUGGGAAAGUGCUGUGGCCUGUGCUCCUGUCCCUGUAGCAAGUUAAAGAACUUUGAGGCCGGGGGAGCGUACAAGAAAGUUUGGGGCAACAAUCAGGAUGGGGUGGUUUCCAGCCAACCCGCACGGGUGGUCGAUGAUCGAGAGCAGAUGGCAAUGAGCGGUGGUCACAUCCGACGAGUGACAGAUGACACCCGGGAGAACGAGAUGGAGGAGAACUUGGAGCAGGUUGGCAGCAUCAUCGGGAACCUGAGACACAUGGCCCUGGACAUGGGCAACGAGAUCAGCUCCCAGAACGCCCAGAUCGACAGGAUCGCGACCAAGGGCGACAUGAACAAAGUCCGCAUCGAUGAAGCUAACAAGCACGCCACCAAAAUGCUGUGAGACCCUCACACACCCCUCGCUCAACCCUGACACCCCCUCUCACCGCCGCCCCUGCCCUGCCCUCCGCCCGGAGAUCUCGCUCUCCCGCUCGCUACGAUCACGAACCACGGCCCCCCCC
Callorhinchus milii (elephant shark) is the source of this 819-nucleotide messenger RNA. Its product is annotated as synaptosomal-associated protein 25. Lineage: Eukaryota; Metazoa; Chordata; Chondrichthyes; Chimaeriformes; Callorhinchidae. The transcript is spliced from 7 exons. Gene Ontology annotation, cellular component: plasma membrane; SNARE complex. The record is from RefSeq and is a predicted model, not a curated record. The coding region runs from base 69 to 701 and encodes 210 amino acids. Gene Ontology annotation, molecular function: SNAP receptor activity; syntaxin-1 binding; voltage-gated potassium channel activity. Gene Ontology annotation, biological process: exocytosis; synaptic vesicle fusion to presynaptic active zone membrane; synaptic vesicle priming.